Molecule: messenger RNA, 1163 nt
Organism: Bombina bombina (fire-bellied toad)
Lineage: Eukaryota; Metazoa; Chordata; Amphibia; Anura; Bombinatoridae
Product: F-box only protein 27
Exons: 6
Coding region: 102-1064 (320 amino acids)
Biological process (GO): SCF-dependent proteasomal ubiquitin-dependent protein catabolic process; glycoprotein catabolic process
Cellular component (GO): SCF ubiquitin ligase complex; cytoplasm
Molecular function (GO): ubiquitin protein ligase activity; protein binding
Source: RefSeq, a predicted model, not a curated record
CAUGUGUGACUUUCUUAGCUUCACUUCCGCCAGUCUUCCCGUGACAGCGCUGAUGCAGAUGUAUUUACCGGACAUUGCAACGCUCAGUGGAGUAAGUCACCAUGGGUGCAUCAAGUUCACAGCCAGUCAUCAGGGGUGCAUUAAGUUCACAGCCAGUCAUCAGGGGUGCAUCAAGUUCACAGCAAGUCAUCAGGGGUGCAUCAUGGUUACGGCAGGUGUUGUUUUUAAUGGACCUGGAACCUCUUCCUGAUGAUCUGCUCCGAGUGAUUCUCAGCUUCUUGCCACCCAGGGACUUGAUAAUGCGCUGUCGGCUGGUGAGCCGCAGAUGGAAGGGUCUGGUGGACUCUCCCACCUUAUGGAGGAUUAAGUGUGAACGAGAGAGGAAGGCCGAGAUUCUGCAAGCUGCUCAUGUGUAUCCGAGAAUCAACUGGCAAAGAUUUUGCUUGAAGGAGCCACUCUCCCGAAAUCUUAUACGUAAUCCCUGCGGGGAAGAUGGACUAACGCACUGGGAUUUUGUGAACGGUGGAGACGGUUGGGUAGUAGAGGACAACCAUGGCAUAUUACAGGGUGCUGGAAGCCAGACCUGCUUUGUCACAUCUUUUUUUUGGUGCCAGAAAACCCAGAUUAUAGACCUGCUGAAGGAAGGUCUAGAUGAAGGAUUCCUGGAUCUACACCAGCCGGAGAUCUGUAUCUCUGAUUGGUACGCAGGGCGGCAGGACUGUGGCUGUAUAUAUGAAAUCCAAGUGCAGCUUCUGGCCAGAGACAGAGUGACUGUUAUAACAGAAUUCACCCAAAGGCCGGAACCUAUUCCUCAGUGGAACGACUCAACCUACAAACAGGUCUGCCAUGUAUUCCGUACUUAUGGACGUGGUGUCCAUUUUGUGCGCUUUACCCAUAGAGGAAAAGACACCCAGUUCUGGAAGGGCAACUACGGCGCACGUAUCACAAACUCCUCUGUAACAAUUAAGUGUAACAGGACACAUGCUUUCCGAUCAGAGUCGCAAACAAUGAUUCGGAGUAGUUUUGAUCGCCGGCACCGAUUACAUUUCCAUUCAAGUGAUUAAAUUGUUCACUAACAAUGGUUUUCCACCACAGGUAAAAUCUGACUUGUUCUUUAUAGAGGAUAUUUCAUGGACAAUCAAUGGACUCAUUCUUAAGAGUGA